Molecule: messenger RNA, 1143 nt
Organism: Hyalella azteca
Lineage: Eukaryota; Metazoa; Arthropoda; Malacostraca; Amphipoda; Hyalellidae
Exons: 6
Coding region: 1-939 (312 amino acids)
Source: RefSeq, a predicted model, not a curated record
AUGGUUCGCCCACAUCCCCCGAGCUCGCUGUCAGAGGCACAGUGCCUUCAUCAAGGGAAGGCGCUGGAUUACCUGUGCACAUGCGAGCUUCCAACAUAUGAGGACGGAGUGGCUUGGACAGUCACCAGCUGGGAUGAAGGAGAGCGAGCUGUCGCCAGCCUGGCCAGCAACAUCAAGCCCAGUCUCCUCGUGGUGCUGUCCACCAGCCUGGUCAGCAACAUCAAGCCCAGUCGCCUCGUGGUGCUGUCCACCCACACCCGCCCCAUCCCGGGGCUGGGGGAUCUGCUGUACCGCCUCGCCUACCACCACACCGGCGACAUCAGCCUGCUGCCCCUGGACUCUUUCUGGAGGCCGACAGGACAGUCGGAUGAAGGCAUGGUCAUCGUCAAAUUUAGUGACCGCCUAGAUGCCCUGUACUGCUCUCCUGGCCAAGUCGUCGACUACUUCAGCAAGCGACAUUCCGCCGGAAUGCAGAGUGGCAGUUUCACGGCUCCCAAACUCCAAACAAGGGUAACUAAAGAGGGGACUGGCAAGAUCGGUGUACGUUUUGACAACGACUGCGACGUCGGGGCUUUCAAAGCUUUACCAAAGCAAAUAGACGAUGCUUGUUGUGUACGAGGAAUGCCUCGCACCGUCAGCUCACAAUUGUUGAAGAACGGUUGUAGCGUCACCCGCUGGCACUUCCCAGACCUCUGCGACGACGACUUGGACUGGAUGAUCUCCAUCCUGUACCGAUUCAGGGGUACUCGGCUGAGUCUGGUCUUACCGAGAAAUGGCCUCACCGCUACGGGCGCUCGUCGGCUGUUCGCGACGCUCCCCGACAUCCAUGAGGUAUACCACGACCCUGGCGCGUCGCCCCUGACAUCAGAUGGCAAUAGCGGUGCACCUGAUCUCACCUUCAUCGAGUUGUCAAUGAACAACAUCAUUCAAUGGAUGUAAAAUGCUGUGGCGUGGUAGUAGGUAUGUCAAGGCAGGAAUCUAACACAGUUUAUAUGACGCAUUUAUUUUCUCAAUAUUCUCUUUGAGUAUUGAAGGCUUGAAGGGAGGAAUAUUGAUGAAAGAAGCGAAGGGUUUUCCAAAUGGGAGUGACCAGGCAGAAAUGUGUUGAAUCAGCGUGAGUUAAAGCAGUUUUUAUUGAUGAUA